Messenger RNA from Notolabrus celidotus (New Zealand spotty), 7934 nucleotides. It is a transcript of the gene slc4a3, whose product is annotated as solute carrier family 4 member 3. Gene Ontology annotation, biological process: regulation of intracellular pH; transmembrane transport; bicarbonate transport. The record is from RefSeq and is a predicted model, not a curated record. The transcript has 23 exons. NCBI's taxonomy places the organism in Eukaryota, Metazoa, Chordata, Actinopteri, Labriformes, Labridae. Gene Ontology annotation, cellular component: plasma membrane. Gene Ontology annotation, molecular function: monoatomic anion transmembrane transporter activity; solute:inorganic anion antiporter activity. Bases 677 to 4426 code for a protein of 1249 amino acids.
GCCGCACGUGAUGACUGGAUGAAAUAAUAAUCGCGAUGAUGGCUGGAAUUAAAACAGCUGCUUGUACUCGUCCUACCCUCCAUGAACAAAACAAAGCACACACCGCCUUGUUAUUGUCCAUCCAUCAGUGACUUCAGAGUGGCAGGUUUGUCCUCCAGUGUCACGUGGUCAAGCUGAGCAUCCUUUGCAGAUCCAGCAGGCUGCGUGGCGUGUCUUCACUAGGUUACGGUAUGGACUAUUACGCUGCUGCUGUUGCUGCUGCUGUUGUCUGUGCUCGCAGCAUCUCUUGCUUGUAGUUUUUCUCCGGCUGGACUGCUCUCUGAAAUCACAGGUUAUGCCACCCCAAAGGCUUCCUGGAUCCCCAACCCUGAAAGAGAAAGGCUGAUCCCUGUCCUUCCCCAGGUUCCUGCAGCUCUGCACCUCAUCUUUCCCGUGUCCCUCUCCUGCUUACCCUCCUCGCCCAACUACACUCACCACACCUGACCCUGUCACCCCCGUCAUCCUUUACCUCUAGGACUUUUUCAUCCUGUCACAUCUCUCCCCCACAAAUCCUCCCCUAAAGCCGCUCCGUCCCUCGUCUCUUAAUUUCAUUCCAGCCACACAAGCCUCCGUCCCUGCAGGCCCCCUGUCCGCGUCACAGAGCUAUUCUUCACCUACUGGCUGCACGCCGGGCCCCAUGGCUACAGGAGGUCAUGCCCCAGAGAUAGAUGUGUUGAUCAACUUACAAGAGGUGAAGGUGGAGGAAGAAGAUGAGGAAGGGUCGGUAGAGGAACAUGAUGAAGAAGAGGAGGAGGACGACGACGAGAACUGGGAAAAAGCACUGUCUGUGGAGCGCUUUGGAGACAUCAUCAGCGACUCGGCUUUCGCUAGCAGUGACAGGAUGGGCCGACACUACACGGAGAAAGACUUUGAAAAUCACCGUCACACGUUUCAUCACACCCAUCACCCGUUAUCCACCCACCUGCCCCUGUCCCAGCGUCUACGGAAGAGGGUGCACAGCUCGGACAGACGGCGAAAAAAGAAACGGAAGAAAAAAAAGACCUCCCUGCCCCCCUCUGAUGUCACACCCACCAUCCACGAGGUAGACGAGGAAGAGGCGGAGUCUGAGACUGAUCGACAGGUGGCAGCUGCUCCUAGCGCGGAGACACCUGGGAUCCAACCGCAGUUUAGUUUGGGGAGCCAAGAAGACUUGGAGGAACCCCUCCCACUCCCUGCCUUCCACCUGGAGAAUGAAGACCAUGCAAUCGCAAAGGGAGAAACACCAGCUCUGAUACAUAGAGAGGCUUGUAAUGGGGAUAUUGCUGUUCACGGGCAGGGUGAGGAGGUGGAUGGAGAGGAAGCAGCCUGCAGCAGUGCUACCGAAGAAUCUGACCCUUCAAGUUCGACCUCACCCCGCGGCUGGUUCCGCAAGAAGCCCGUCCACCAUCGGCCAGCAGCCGCCCAGCGGAGCAACUAUGACCUGCGGGAGCGAAUCUGCAUUGGCAGCAUGACUGCUCAUGAGACGGCCGUCUACCAACAGGUGCCCACUGAUGAGGCCGAGGCCCAGAUGUUGGCCAGCGCUGAUCUGGAUGACAUGAAAAGUCACAGAUUUGAGGACAACCCCGGGGUGAGGCGCCACCUGGUGAAGAAGUCGUCCCGGUGUCAGAUGAACCGGAGCAGCAACAGCUCAACACCUCUGAGCAGCCUGAAGAAAAAGAAGAGAUCAUCAGAUAAGAAGACUCAUGAGUUGUUUGUGGAGCUGAACGAGCUGAUUGUGGAGAAGGACCAUGAAAUGCGUUGGAAGGAGCGUGCUCGCUGGAUCAAGUUUGAAGAGGAUGUGGAGGAGGAGACGGACCGCUGGGGAAAACCUCAUGUGGCCUCGCUCUCUUUUCGCAGCUUGCUGGAGCUCCGGCGCACCAUCACACAUGGUGCGGUCCUUCUGGACCUGGAGCAGAACUCUCUGCCCGGCAUCGCCCAUCUGGUGGUCGAGACGAUGAUCAUCUCUGAUCAGAUCAGAGCUGAGGACAGAGCCAGUGUUCUCCGAGCUCUGCUCCUCAAACACAGCCAUCCAAGCGAUCUGAAGCAUCGUUUUCAUCGCCAUCACUCAACCAGCAGUCUCGGUCACAACAGCUUCAAUCAGAACCAUGUCCAGGACACCAACCUGCCGCUGGUUGCGGAAGAGCACGAGGAGCACCAGGAUGGCAAAGGAGCUGUAUAUGACCCAAAACAAGACGUGUUUGUCAGCCUGUUUAAAUCCCUCCACCCUCUGCCUCCUGAGAGCCAUCCGGCUGCAGCCAGAUCCAUGAAACUGCUCGCCAAGAUUCCCAAAGAUGCUGAAGCUGUCAUUGUUUUAGUUGGCUGUGUUGAGUUUCUGGAGCAGCCGGCCAUGGCCUUCGUCAGGCUGAAUGAAGCCGUCCUUCUGGAGUCGGUCCUGGAGGUCCCCGUCCCUGUUCGCUUUCUUUUCGUACUGCUCGGUCCCAGUCAGUCCAACAUGGACUAUCACGAGAUCGGUCGCUCCUUCUCUACUUUAAUGUCUGACAAGAGUUUCCACGAGGUGGCCUACUUCGCUGACGACAGACAGGACCUCCUGAACGGUAUCAAUGAGUUCUUGGACUGCAGCAUCGUCAUUCCACCCUCGGACGUGGAGGGCAAAGACCUCCUGAAGACGGUGGCUGAUUUCCAGAAGCAGAUGCUGCGCAAGAGGAAAGAGAGAGAACUCAAGAAGCAACAAUCCACAGCUGGCAUCGAGCUGAACAACAAAGAGGUGAGUCCAGAAGAGGAGGAGGAGGGAGACCAGGAGGUGGACCCUUUGAAGCGCUCAGGGAUCCCUUUCGGAGGCCUGAUCCACGACAUCCGUCACCGCUAUCCUCAGUAUGUCAGCGACCUUAAAGAUGCUAUGGACAUGCAGUGCGUCGCCGCCGUCAUCUUCAUCUACUUUGCUGCACUGUCGCCGACAAUUACCUUUGGAGGCCUGCUGGGAGAGAAAACAGAAGGCAUGAUGGGAGUCACAGAGCUCAUUGUGUCCACUGCUGCCCUUGGAGUUAUUUUCUCGCUGCUCGGUGGUCAGCCUCUCCUCAUCAUCGGCUUCUCAGGACCUUUGUUGGUGUUUGAAGAAGCGUAUUACAAGUUCUGUCAGGCUCAUGAAUUUGAGUACCUGACUGGUCGGGUGUGGAUCGGUUUCUGGCUCAUCUUCAUCGUCCUGGUGCUUGUAGCGGCAGAGGGAAGCUUCAUGGUCCGCUACAUCUCACCCUUCACCCAGGAGAUCUUUGCUUUCCUCAUCUCCCUUAUCUUCAUAUAUGAGACUUUUUCAAAGCUCAUCAAGGUGUUUCAGGAACAUCCACUGAUGGCCAUAUAUCCCACUGACUCUACUCCAGCCACUGGGCUCAGAGACUAUGAAGGCCCUGUCUUCAACCAGCCCAACACUGCUCUCCUGUCUCUGGUCCUCAUGAUGGGAACUUUCUUUAUUGCUUUCUUCCUCAGGAAAUUUAGAAACAGUCGGUUUUUAGGAGGCAAGGUCAGGAGAAUCAUCGGUGACUUUGGCAUCCCCAUCUCAAUUCUUCUGUCAGUAUUUUUGGAUUAUGCCAUCACGGAUACUUACACACAGAAACUCAACGUGCCAUCAGGCUUCUCCGUCACCUCUCCUGAUAAGCGCGGUUGGUUCAUCAGUCCCUUCGGGGACAAGCAGCCGUUUCCCACCUGGAUGAUGGGAGCGUCUGUUGUACCUGCACUUCUUGUCUUCAUCCUCAUUUUCAUGGAGACUCAGAUCACUUCACUCAUAGUCAGUAAGAAGGAGCGCCGGCUGGUCAAAGGCUCAGGCUUCCACCUGGAUCUUCUUCUCAUCGUCAUCCUCGGUGCCAUCUGUCCUCUGUUCGGCCUGCCGUGGCUCACCGCCGCCACCGUGCGCUCCGUCACCCACGUCAACGCCCUCACCGUCAUGAGCAAAGCCACGGCGCCUGGAGAGAAGCCUAUGAUACAGGAAGUGAAAGAGCAGAGGCUGACCGGGCUCCUCGUGGCCGUUCUUGUUGGUAUGUCCAUAGUGAUGACAGACUGGCUCGGCCUCAUCCCUCUGGCUGUGCUCUUCGGGAUCUUCCUGUACAUGGGGGUCACCUCUCUGACGGGCAUCCAACUGUACGAACGCAUCACACUUAUGGUCACACCCGCCAAACAUCACCCCGACCACAUCUACGUCACUAAGGUGAAGACAUGGCGUAUGAACAUGUUCACCCUGUUUCAGCUGGGAUGCAUUGUGGCUCUGUGGGUAGUGAAAUCCACUGAGGCCUCCCUGGCGUUCCCCUUCGUCCUCAUCAUGACGGUGCCGCUGCGUCGCCUCAUCCUCUCCAGGAUUUUUGAGGAACGUGAGCUGCAGGCGCUGGAUUGCGACGAGGACUCUCCUAACUUUGAUGAAGAUGGACGAGACGAGUACAACGAGAUCCACAUGCUUGUCUAAGUUUUAAAUUGGACCUUGCCAAUUGGACGUCCUCCUUCAUCGUACGGCUCUGAUCAGUCAGAGCGAGCCUCUUUGCAGCGUUUCUCUGCAGAGUGGGAGGAGCUCCUGAAACAGUGUUUAUAAAAGAAUCUGGAUGUAUAUCUGGAUGAUCACCUUUUACCCUCAUUUAGUCCAGGUUUUUUUAAAAGAGCACACCUGAUGUUAGAUCCCUGUGUGUUGUGUUUUACCCCCCUGAAGAUCUCAUUGUGUCAGAGGCCAUAAAAAAAAAACCUGAGGACGAUGCAACUAUAGCAGAAUAAGCUUACCCCAUAUGAACAUUUUUACCAUCCUUUAUCCCAAAUAUCCCUUUAAUUACUCUGCAGGUUGUGGGCGAAAGUGCAAUGUUGAUGAGGACCUUUAUGACUACAGGAAGCGGAAUAAUUUAACCAUUGUUCUUGCCUGAAGGUGGGAUCCAGGGUCGAUUAGCUCAUAUUUUAAGCAGAUUUUCUUCAAAAGUCAAAAUAUUUCUGUCUAAUUGACCCUAAAUCUCAAAGCCCUGAAUUCUACUGCCUCUGUAAGUCAGCUGCCUGAUUUCCUUUGUACCACUGCCGUUGCAAUGAUGUGCAAACAAGGAGUUAAAUUGUCCUUUUCCUUUCUGUACAGACUUCUUGUAAUGAGCACUUUGACUGGGCAAAAGUUCACUUUUGCCGCUGCCAACCGAGCUCCCUGGCACAAAGCCUCCUCCCUGAAUGUAGUCUCCCCUUGAAGCCAAAAUCCCUCCAGAGACUGUGCAAGCCUCUUCAUGGGGUGUUACUGUACUUUGUUAGGUGUUUAAUGCCCAACAUACCAGUACUCUUACCCUCUCAUUGUUACCUUGGAUGUAUACUGUAAGUAAAUAGCUGACAUGGUCUAAACCUUAUUUUUCUACUUUGUUGUACCUAUUUAUUUUGUGACCUUUGGACUUAAUACCAGAAUCUUAGUGGUGUUUAGACUCCAAAUACUUCUAGCUAUACAAGUAUAAAAUAAAAGAACAUUGUGUAGGUUGAGACAUUCAAACAAAAAAUGUCAUUAUUCACCCCUUCUUUCAUCUCUCUGCACUAUUUCCAUAGCGUGGUGCAUUUUUCACACGUGUCAUGAAUAAUAUAAUAACACACUGGAGUGGAAAAGCAUAGAAACUAAGCAAACACACAAGCACUGAAAACGCUGGGGAACAGUUGAGUGUUGGCAGGAUGUAUGAAUGAUGCAUUGUACAGUACCACUGUGAGCUUGGAAUUAUAAUGUACCAUCUGUGUUCAGAGUUGUUUUGAAAUGCCCAGAGAUUUAGUUUUCACCUCCUAUAUUUUCGAGCCCACUAUAGAAUUUUAAUUACCAUUCAGCUGUGACACUUUUCAGAAACACUACUUCUGCUGCACAAAAACACCAGUUGUCAGUUACUGUACAGAGGAAUUACACAUAAUUUGACUGGAGGCCUGUGUUGUGUAUAGUUCUGUGGAAGGCCUGUGGAUUGGAUUCUUAGACUAACACGCCACCAGGAGCGUAAAUAAGGAGCAGACAUAGCCUCUUAGUUCCAAGAGUGAUAGAAGUGAAGAAAGUGCCUUAAACCUGCGUUCUGUUUAAUAGCCAGCAGGGGGCGACUCUGAGUCUAGGUGCAUAGAAGCAGAUGAAAAAAGGAGCGUACUUCAGGUUUGAUUUAUCACCUCACUAGAAAAUGUCCUGCUGAGUUAUUGGUCUGCCUCGCUAGGACUGACAGUAUGACUUUAUAUUCAUAAAUUGUUGUAAAAUCCGAUCUAGUGUAGAGUAGUACAGCUUGAUACCACAGGAUAGAGAUGUCCAAACUAUUCAUGACCUCACGACCACCUCUGGUUUUAAAACAACAAGAUUGCAACAGGCAAGGUGCCGAAUUUAAAGCUUCAAAGAGGGGUGGGGAGGAGUGACAUCAUAGCGGCUGUGUGCAUCUCUUUUAUACAGUUUAUGGUCGACCCAAGAGGAAAGCCAGAAAGCACAAAAUCAAUGAGGAAAGGUGUUAAAGAUCUACUCUGACAACUCUGGGACAUGGUGUGUCAGCUUUCUCAAACAAGAUAAAAAGGACAGAAAUAGCAGAUUGAAGAGGAGGCACUUGGACUUGAUGCUCUGAAGUGAAAUGAUUGCUCAUCUUUUUGAGCUCUGAUCAAGUUCAAGGGUGAUGGAGGAACAUUUAGAUUUUAACUAUUUUUUAUGCUUCUGCAAAAAUCUGAAUAUUUUUUCUUCUAUCCUACAGAAUUGUAUUUCUUUCUGUUCAACUUUUCACUGUAUCUGCAAAGAAAUAUAUGUUGGAAUCAGUCAAAUACACAGUGUUACAGCUGAGAAGUUUUGUAAAUAGUUGUAAAAAUGACAAAAAAAACUCAUAUAUUCAUAGUUAUUUUGUAAUUACCUGAUGAGUAUGAAUACUUCUGCAAAAACAAUCAACUGAAGAAAGCGCUAAAAAGGAAAGGACUCGUGAAAUGAAAAACAUUUAAAAUCAGAACAUCCUCGUAAUGAUCCGCAGUGUAGCAGUGUUUUUCUACUCAGACCACACAGAUUAGUAUAUCUCAUUUUACAUGACCAUGCCCUACAUUACGAGCCAUGCAGGAAUUCUGUCUCAGGGGAAACUGACCUUUGAUCUGUAAAUAUUGCUUCCCAGCCUUUCAGUUUGUUGUCUCCUUUGUGUACAUAAAGCGGUCAAGGCAAUCCAACACUUGCGAUGUAAAAAUAUAUGGCUUACAGUUCAGGCUUUUGUGUCAGACAAAGGAAAAAAGGAGGUCAAGUGAAGAGAAUGAUGUGUUUACUGGAGUGCAGUCACAUGGAAUUCAAACUGUAAAUUAAAACCUUUAUUUUCCCUCCAUUGUUGUCUGUAAGCCUACAUUUGAAGAUAUACUUUGAUGUGAAGCAUGCACCUGCUGCGGUCUGUAUUUAAUUCUGCAGCUCCUCAAGUUAAUGAGUGACUGAAUGUGCUUUUCAUUAGCACUGUAGAGCAGUUUCAUAGAAAAUCAGCUGCACCAUUAAUGGACCUUUUCAACCACGUGUUUAUGUUUCAGGGUUCACAAAGACUUGAAUGACAAACUUUGGGCAAAGAUAUGUUUCUCUAUUAUACUUGGUCACACUGUGUUCAUGACAUGAAUGAAUGUAAAUGUUCAGUUUGUGUAUUUUCCGGCACAUGUUUUGCUUGACACGUUAAGCUAAGCUGAGUCCAACAUAUGGAGCUCCAUUAAGGACAAAAGCCACUGAGUGAUAGCUGAAUGUUGACGGUUUAAGCACACAGACAGAUUAUGUGUUAGAUGUAUGCACACAGUUGUAACCAAACUCUCUGAAAUACUAAUUUUGAGCCAACCUUUAACCCUGACAGAUAACUUAAAAAAAACAAGGAAAUGUUCAUCUAACUUUAUUGUAUCUUCAUUGUAUUUAUUUUAAAUAAUAUGUCACAGAGUGUCCCUGCAGGAAUGUCUGAAAUGAUUGUCUUUGUCAUAGAGAUUUCUUCCCUUUUCAAGGAAUUAAAUUAUAGUCUGAACAAUGA